Microplitis mediator is the source of this 5678-nucleotide messenger RNA. Its product is annotated as protein CNPPD1. The transcript is spliced from 5 exons. Gene Ontology annotation, biological process: regulation of cyclin-dependent protein serine/threonine kinase activity. Gene Ontology annotation, molecular function: protein kinase binding; cyclin-dependent protein serine/threonine kinase regulator activity. The record is from RefSeq and is a predicted model, not a curated record. Gene Ontology annotation, cellular component: cyclin-dependent protein kinase holoenzyme complex; nucleus. Lineage: Eukaryota; Metazoa; Arthropoda; Insecta; Hymenoptera; Braconidae. The coding region runs from base 136 to 1305 and encodes 389 amino acids.
UCACUCCAACUGCGUGUUUUUUUUUGUGUUACUGGUGGAUUAUUGAAAGUAAAUCAAUUAAUUAACGUUUUAAUUAUCAUUUAAACAAAAUUUAUUUGCUGAUUUUAUAAUUAUCCGGUGAUAAUUUAAAUAAUUAUGUCAAAUAAAUCAAGAGGAAAAAGAUUGUCGGGAAAAUUAAAGACAAUGGGAGAUCAUAAUAAAUUUUUGAAUCGCAUUACAAAGUCGCUUUACUAUUCAAAAUUACCGAGGACAGAUCGUCUGAGUCUGCCAGUAACUGAAUUCGCUGCUGAAUUAUUUUCUGAAGUAAAAAGCGGGUGUAGUUUGGAACGUCUGGAUGUUGAAGAAGCGAGCAGGAUCUCCAGAAACGCCUGUGUCUCUCCUUGUUCAUUUGUCUUGGCUCUGCUUUACUUGGAACGUUUGAAAGACUGCAAUCCUGAAUAUUUGUACAAAGUUGCACCUUCUGAACUCUUUCUUGUUUCUUUGAUGGUGGCCAGUAAGUUUUUAAAUGACGACGGAGAAGACGACGAAGUUUUUAAUGUAGAAUGGGCUAAAUCCGGUGACUUAACUCUUGCGCAAAUAAACCGAUUGGAAAUGGAAUUUCUUGAUGCAAUCGAUUGGACAAUUUAUGUGAAUGAUGAAGACUUUUGGAAUCGACUGAAAAAAUUAGAAGAACUGGUGGCUUAUAACGAAGCCAAAAAACGCGGCUGGUUUUCGUACACAGAAAUAACCUGUCUGAUAGACACGAUACGACUUACCGCGUUGAUAAACACAAUCUUCAGCAUAUCAACAAUUUGCGUAGCGACGUAUGCAGCUGGACUCGUAACUCUGAUCGGAUCUGCUCUGAUAGCCAGUCACGUUCCCGGAACUUCUUUGGCGCCUCGACAAUCGACCGAAUCCAUACCUGCUGAAUCUCAAUUUAUUUUACCGGAAGCAGAAUCAACUGAGGAAACAGAACUGACUGAUGACUUCCUAGAGUGCAACGCGACCUGCUACAACUGUGUCCUUGAAUCUCCUAGUAUUUCUCCAGCUACAACUGGCAAUACCGGAUGGUUACUCACGAUGAUGGACUGGUUUUCCAAACACGGAGUUCCGAAAAAUAAAUUCGGCUCAGAAAACAAAAUACAAAACUCGGGAGCAUUUGUUACGAACAGUCAGUCCCUUCUGCGUGAUCACGUUCUGUGGGAGGAUCUAAUUGUUGAAAUAAAUUGGAAGGACACUCUGGGGAUUAAUUUCGAGUAUCCGAAAAAAAGUUGGAAGUAUUACGUCGACUAUAUGACCAAGUCAUCAUUCGGUCAUCGGCAUUAACCUGGAUUUGAUAAUUAACUGAUAUAUUAUUAAUGAUAAUAAUUAAUUGGUGAAGCGGUACAGUAAUAAUUAAUACAGUCGUUUAGUUGAUACUAAAUUAUCGUAACUUGAUAAUUAAAUUGGCUGAAUAUUUUUUUAUUAUUGGGAUAAUUAAUAAUUAAGAAUACGUAAAGAUUUAAAAUAACUUUUAAAUAAUGGAUAGAUUAUAGGAGAAACGUAAAAAAAAUAUAUAUAUUUUUUCUACUAACUUCUACCUCAUAACAAAAACUAUCCUUGGAUUUAAACUUAAUCAUUUUUUUCAAUAAAUUAUUUUAACAUUAGCAUUUUUAUUAUUAUUAUUAUUAUUAUUAUUAUUAUUAUUAUUAUUAUUAUUAUUAUUGUUGUUGUUGUUGUUGUUGUUGUUGUUGUUGUUGUUGUUGUUGUUGUUGUUGUUGUUGUUGUUAUUAAUGAUUUUCAGAUAUAAUUUAAUCGUAUAAGUUUACGUCGGACCUACUAUCGCACUAAUUUAGGCUAUCACAUUAAAAGUAGAAAAAAAAAGACUUUUACAAUAAAUAAAUGAGCUAGAUAAAGUAGUCGGAAGCGUAAUUGCGUCGACAGAGUACUGGCAAGGCUUAAAAUUAUUUGAUUUUAAACAAAACACUAUUUACAUUUAUUUUCUUUAAAUAUUUAUGCAGAUGUGACCCAGUCGUUGGGCCACUGAAGUAUAAAUUAUAUGUCAAUAGAAAAAAAAAUAAAAUAAUAAUAUUGGUCGUAGUAUGGCAUCUAUAAAUAGUUUUAAAGUAUGUCUAGUAAAAUUCAAUCACUAAUUUUUUCUUUCUUUUCCUUCUCUUUAUCUUCUUUGCUGUCCGUGUGAAGAAAAAGGAGAGGAGUCAUUCCAAGUAAGCAGCCGAUCGUUACGCCAAUCACUCGACCCUGGAAAAAAGUCAUUAAUUAUUUUUUAUUUCGUCAUUUUAUUUAACUAUUUUUAAAUUCCCGCCAUGAAAAUUCAAAUUAUGGAUUUCGGUCCGAUUUUCGAAACUAGAGUUUUCAUCAGAUCUCAAAGUUUUGAAUCAACCGAUUUAAAAGUUUUUGGUGGCAAUCGAAAGGGAACAUCAAGACUUAAAAUUUAGUAGAAUUUGAAGUCGAUCAGUCGAGUAGUUUACGAGUUGUACGAAAAAUUAAAAUUAAAAAAUCUCUUUUUUGAGGAUUUUUGCGUAGAAUUCAUAAACCACUGGCCCAAUUUGCCUCAAAAUGUAAUUAGUUCUAAGUCUUGAUGAGGUCUUUCGGUUGUCCAUCAGUUUUUUGAGCUCCAAAAUUAACAAGUAAAAAUUUUUUCGAGCUUUCUGAGCAAAAAGUUCUUGGAGUGUUCCCAGAGUUAACCGUUUUUUGGUUUUUUAAAUAUUUUAGGUGAUAGUAUUUGAUAGGAAUAAAUAACAAACCAGAUUCGCAGAUCUUCUAGAGCACGGAAGAUCCAAUUGCACAGGCGUAAGUCUAGGAGGUUUGAAUCCUAUCUUCUGAGCUAGUAAUUCAACAUACGUAGCAGAUCCUAUUCCUAGAAUAUCAGAGAUCGUGUUCCCGAGUGCUGCUGAUGACAUUGUUGAUAUUGGAAUAAAUGAGCCCAGAGUUGCUUCAAUGUGCUCGCCCUGCAAAGCGACAAGAUUUCCAAUUAGUAAUUAUGUACCAGUGGGACCACUUGUUUUUAAUCAUCUCAACUAUUGAUCCCUGAGCCCUGUGUUGUCAUUUUUAUUCUAUCCCCUGAUUUUCAGUUUGCCGUAAAAUUAAUGGAUUGAGUGAUUUUUCAUGACUAAAGCUUUUAAAUUGUAUGUCUCUAAAAGUUUAUGCUCGUCAUCACUUUUUAUUUUUAUUUUACGAGUCUCUCCCUCAUUACAACCCUCGUUACUAUUCAAUUAUUUUGAAUAUUUAAAAAAAAAUGAUUAAAAAUUUCUGGUGUAAAAGUUUUUGAAUUUUAUUUUUAAAAUAGAGUAGAAUAAAGGCGGUUAUUUAAUGUCACGCUGGCAUUUGGGUCAUUUUAAAAUUUAUCAGUUAAAUCAUAGCAAAAAAAAUCAAUCUCAUUAAAUAUUUUAAUAGUAGAGCAGUCAUGUGUGAUUUUAAAACUAAAAUAUUCAAAUACUUACCGCUAUUAUCAUGAAAAAAUUAUCGAGAAAUCCAAAUCCGAUAAACGGAAUCGCAUUUGCGACUGAUACUAAAAAAAAUAAUUAAUUAACGUUAAUAUUUUGUAAAAAAAAGUUAAUUAAUAAAAGCAAAUUUUUUUUUACCUCGCAGUAAAUCCCUGCGCGAUGGCUGUGGAACUGUUUCCGCUACAAGAGAUUAACUUUAAUAAGAUUAAAAAAAUUUAAUAAAACUUUUGUAAAAAAAGUUGUGAUUUUAUUUCGUACUCUCGAUUUAUGCAUACACUUUUAAUUAAGUUAUUAAAUUAUCAGGGUCGAAAAGUUUCUUAUUAAUUAAAAGUUCGGAUUAAAUUUCAGACGUAAAAAUUGAUCAGCAUAAAUCGAAGUUACAAAUUAGUAGAUUAGUGAAGUAGUUGAUUAAUGAUUAGUGCAUAAUAAAAUAAAAAUAUAAAAGCCAUACUCAGUGUUUGAAAUGUCAACUUUAUAUUUCAGAAGACUUACAGAAUAUAUUGUCCGAGUGAAAGAUAAAGCAGAAAGGAGAUAGCCUGUGUCAGUAAUAUUUAUUUUUUUGUUCAAGUGUUAGACAAUUGGAUGCGCAAGUGCCCGAUAGAGCUUUGGGUGGAAGGCAGAGACAAUAGACGUAAAUAAACUAAAUUAAUAAUUGACAAGCUGAGGUUUUGUGACUACACAUACACAAUAGCUGUCAUGUUUUAUGUUUAUUUCUAAGGGUAUUCUCAGACAGUACCCCCGUUUUUUAAAAAAUUCAAUGCCGCGAACUGUCACAAAUUUUAAAAAAAUUACUCACAAUUGUCAUCAAUUAGGAUCUAAAGGAAAUUUGUCAAAUAAAUUUCAGGAAAAUCUUGUCAGUCUUGUAAUUCGAAAUGUCAAAUUUUGUGGACUGAAAUUCUCGUACUAAAUUUCGUUUGACUCCAAAUUGAUAACAACUGCAAGUAAUUUUUUUAAAAAUUAGCAUGCGCAUGAUGAAAUUAUUUAAAUCCGAAUUCACUUGAAGUUCCGGAGUUUUAAAAAAAAUCUCGCACAUGGGGUAAAUAAAAAAUUUGAUUUUUCAGCCGAGUGAUUUUGGAGUGAACUAAAUUUUAUUUAAAUCCGCAUUCUGAGUUUCAAUAUUUAAAUAAACUCCCGGACUAAAUCCGCGAUCGCUCCGCAAAUUUUUUAGCAUAUGAUAGACUCCUGAGAUUUUAGCAGAUGUAAAUUCUUGUGUCCCUAAUAAGAACUAAAGGGAAAACAGACUUAAGUCCGGUCUCCAAUAAAUUAUUCAUACAAAUGUAAGAAGUAGAACAGAUUUUUCAAGCUAGUAAACGGGUUUUCUAAUUCAGUAGACUUCUGUGGCUCUAAAAAAUUUGAAAAAAGCAACUCAAGUAAAAAUACAAGACAAAGCAAAAAUAGAUCUAAGAUUUCUUCUUUCUCUUUACAGUUUUUCUUUCAUUCUUCUCUUUUCUUUUUGCACUGUGAGGCUACUGUAUUAUGCAUGUAUGUAAAUUGCGACAGCGUAAAUAAAUACCCUGGCAAAAUUGUAACUUGUCCUUUUUCCAAUUAAUGCUUUAAUUAAUUAAUUAAUAAAAUUAAAAUACGGUAAUGACAGGAGUCAUUGAAUAUUUAAAAAAAUUACGGGCACUGUCUGAGAAAGCCUUUGAAUAAAUUCAAUUAAUUAAUGAAAUAAACAUUCAAAUAAAAUGAAAUAAUGAAUGUGUUAUAUUGAUUGUCUGAUAUAAUUAAAUACACUGAUAAAUAUAUUUGUUUUCAUGCGAGCUUACGGUUUUCGUUCCAUGGAUCCACUUAAAGCACAAUUAUUAGUUAGUACCAAAUAUAUUAUUUUUUAAAAAUUAUUUUAAAUCAUUCGAAAUAUUCAGUCAGUUAAUUAUCAAGCGAUACAUCUAUUUUUUAAAAGACACAAAAAAAAAACAUUCCGCCACCCUCGCUGCCUCCACUCUAAGCUGAAAGGGACAUUACACGUGUGGUUGUUAAACACACGAUUAUAUUUACGAAGACGUUCUCGUACCAUACUUUCUCAAUAGCCAAUCAUCAGGUACAGCACAGUAACUUCCUGUCGGAUCCACUUCACCCAGACUCGGUACUCCAGCUGGUCGCCCGAAUUUACUUCUCCAUCGAAAUGCAGCCAACUGACCUGUGGGAUCACUAUUAUAAAAGGUAUUCUCUAUAUUUUUUAUCAUCAUUCAGUAUUAUUGACACCGUUGAGUCAUAAAUAAUUAUUGAUACACGUCAUUCACUGUAUAAAGUUAUUAA